Messenger RNA from Angiostrongylus costaricensis, 387 nucleotides. The record is from the annotation of a GenBank genome assembly. NCBI's taxonomy places the organism in Eukaryota, Metazoa, Nematoda, Chromadorea, Rhabditida, Metastrongylidae.
AUGAGUUACAGGGAGUUGGCCGAGGAGACGAGCUUGUCGCGAUCCAAACUGCAAGGAUCCUCAGAAGCAGAAAGCGAUAGAGCAGCACAGCUCCCUAAGGUCCUAUCGAAAGGAGAUCAAGAACGUUUAUUGUUGUCUUUGGCCACUCUGCAAGAAAAGCGCCGAAAGCAGGCGGAAGUGGAUCGCGCAGCACGACAGCCGUGUGAGUCCCCCACUUUGGCAGUUACGCCUCAGGGCGGCACUUCACCCAUUGGCAACGAAAGUGAAACUAACAAGGAGGAUGGUAAAGUUAUGGAAACCCUACGGUCGCCAGCGAUACCGGCAGAGAUUGGCCACACUUAUAGUAGCGACCAAACAGAAUCAGCACCUCAAAGCGCUUCGAAAUGA